GGAGGCGCUUGACGCCGGUAGAGGGUGGUGGAAGAAAAAGACCGACGGCGACGAGCCGGGUGGAAGCCCUAAAAAGCGAACUGACGUUAUAUUCUUUUGGUUGCUCUAUUUUUACGAAUCUGAUCGGAGUGAUUAAAGGUUUCCGUGCCCAGAUUGGUCCCGCCACCUCUCCACGUCUCUUCAUCUGGUGUGUGUGUGUGUCUGUUUGCAUGUGUCUGUGUUUGGAUUGCACAGAGAGACACUGUUAGUCCUACAGUAGCUGUAUUCACGGGUUUCGUGUGAGGGGGAAACAGCUAGACGGUCUCCGCGAUCCACCAUGGGUGACAUGAGUGAUCUGGACAGACAGAUCGACCAGCUGAGGAGGUGUGAGCUCAUCAAGGAAAAUGAGGUCAAAGCCCUGUGUGCCAAAGCCAGAGAGAUUCUCGUGGAAGAGAGUAACGUACAGAGGGUGGACUCGCCUGUAACAGUGUGUGGUGAUAUCCAUGGGCAGUUUUAUGACCUGAAAGAAUUGUUUAGGGUGGGAGGCGACGUUCCAGAAACAAACUACCUCUUCAUGGGAGAUUUUGUGGACAGAGGGUUUUACAGUGUCGAGACCUUUCUGCUACUUCUUGCCCUCAAGGUGCGUUAUCCAGACAGAAUCACCCUGAUUCGGGGAAAUCACGAGUCCAGACAGAUCACACAGGUGUACGGCUUUUACGAUGAGUGUUUGAGAAAAUACGGCUCGGUCACGGUAUGGAGGUACUGCACUGAGAUCUUCGACUACCUGUCCCUCUCCGCCAUCAUUGAUGGAAAAAUCUUCUGUGUACACGGAGGCCUGUCGCCCUCAAUCCAGACUCUGGACCAGAUCAGAACCAUCGACAGGAAACAGGAAGUGCCUCAUGACGGGCCCAUGUGUGAUCUUUUGUGGUCUGAUCCUGAAGACACCACCGGCUGGGGCGUCAGUCCGCGAGGUGCCGGAUAUCUGUUCGGCAGUGACGUCGUGGCCCAGUUCAACGCCGCCAACGACAUCGACAUGAUUUGCAGGGCGCACCAGCUUGUCAUGGAAGGGUACAAGUGGCACUUCAACGAGACUGUUCUCACUGUGUGGUCCGCUCCGAAUUACUGCUACAGAUGUGGUAAUGUGGCGGCAAUCUUGGAGCUUGACGAGCACCUGCAGAAAGAAUUCAUCAUAUUCGAAGCUGCUCCACAAGAAACGAGAGGCAUUCCCUCCAAAAAGCCAGUUGCUGACUACUUCCUGUGAGCUUCCUGUGUCCUUAGGACGCAAGCACUCUCAACAGGAAGUGGAGCCCUGUGUGUACUUGUAUUUCUGUUUCCCUUUCCCUGCCCAACUGUCUUAAUUGUGCUUCUUUUUUUUUUUACUUUCUCUAUAAUAUUCCUUUUUUUUUUUGUACUUUCCAUCCACUUUCACAUUCUUCAACUCUGCCAUCAAGACACACAUUGGCAUUAUAUUCUCACCCACUGCUGUGAAAUCUCUCGCUCUCACACUCAUUGUAAGCUGUAGAUGUAGACGUUUAUUAUGAAUGUGAAUAGCAGUAAGGGAAGGUGGCGUUUCACACGUUCCUCGGAAAGCUGCGUUUUGAAACGGCAGGUUAAAACAGGUUUUUGGACAUUUUUUUAUUCAUUUUCUUUCUGUACGUUCUCUUCUCACGCAAGUUGUAAAUGUGUUAGAGAAUUGGUAUGACAUAUUUCCUGCUUUGAUUAUACUUUACAGUUAUCUGUUUUCACCAAGUCCUCACAGUUUCACAGCUUUUGAGUUUUGUGAAGGAAACGACUGCAGACGCAGAUAUAUAUAAAUGUAUAUGGACAUUAACUACACUGGAAAACAUGAACACGACACGCAUACAAACCAAACUGGAUUUAGAAAAUUAGCUUUUUCCCUCUUGACUGUUUUCUCUAUAGGACUUAUUGUUGAUUUUUAUUUUUAAUUUGUGAAAAUAAAAUGUACUUUUGUAUGAAUU
Messenger RNA from Pimephales promelas (fathead minnow), 1958 nucleotides. It is a transcript of the gene ppp4cb, whose product is annotated as protein phosphatase 4, catalytic subunit b. The record is from RefSeq and is a predicted model, not a curated record. Lineage: Eukaryota; Metazoa; Chordata; Actinopteri; Cypriniformes; Leuciscidae. Gene Ontology annotation, molecular function: protein serine/threonine phosphatase activity.